AUGGUGGAUCUCCUCUAUCGCUUCAAAUGGUACAACCCCAGGCAGAAGCUAAACCUCAACUUCAUUGCCGAUCCUCUUCCCCUACUGGAGGGCAUCACCGAGGAGAUGAUCGAAGACUAUGAGGGGGAGGCCGCUCCGGAGGAGGCCUUUACUGCCGAGGGUCCCACUGUUGCCCAAGAGGCUCCCGCCGAUGCUACUGGCGUGGGGGCUGCCGCUUAA
This is a messenger RNA of Prunus armeniaca (apricot), 219 nucleotides long. NCBI's taxonomy places the organism in Eukaryota, Viridiplantae, Streptophyta, Magnoliopsida, Rosales, Rosaceae. The record is from the annotation of a GenBank genome assembly.